CUGAGAGAUACCAUCGUCAAAAUCCUGGCCCCACCCCAACCACUGUCCAAGUAUUCUGGUUUGAUCCAUUCCAUACAUAGUAAAUCCUUAAAACUUCUAUCUUACUCCUUCUCUAUAUAAUUAUAUAGCAUUGCAAACAUACACCAUCACCACAUCUCUCCUCACAUCAAUAUCCAUGGCACUCAAAACCCUAACCUCCACACCCAUUCUCUUCCUCCUCCUCCUCCUCCUCCUCCUCCUCCUCGGCUUCUCAGCCGCAUCCACGCCUCGCCCCCACCCCCGGCCAUGCAAGCGAAUGGUCCUCUACUUCCACGACAUACUCUACAACGGCUACAACUCCCACAACGCCACAUCCGCGAUAGUGGGAUCGCCGGCCUGGGGCGACAGGGUCACCCUGGCCGGCCAGAACCACUUCGGGAACGUCGUUGUUUUCGACGAUCCCAUCACUGUAGACAACAACCUCCACUCGCCAGCGGUGGGGCGGGCGCAGGGAUUCUAUCUGUACGACAAGAAGGAGAUCUUCACUGCGUGGGUAGGGUUUUCUUUCGUCUUCAACUCGACGCAGCAUAAGGGCUCCAUCAACUUUGCUGGGGCAGAUCCGUUGAUGAACAAGACGAGGGAGAUUUCGGUAAUCGGUGGAACGGGAGAUUUCUUCAUGACGAGAGGAGUGGCGACGCUCAUGACUGAUGCGUUUGAAGGAGAGGUUUAUUUUAGGCUUCGUGUUGAUAUUAAUUUGUAUGAGUGUUGGUAGAAUGUUUUAUAUUUGAUGAAUUUAAUGUUUUUUUUUAUUAUGUUUGUUUGAUUUUUUCACAUCAAAUUGUACCAACUCUUAUUUUGGCCGAGAAUAAGGACAAGGCAUGAUCUUGAUCGAUC
Salvia splendens (bonfire salvia) is the source of this 873-nucleotide messenger RNA. RefSeq names its product dirigent protein-like. The record is from RefSeq and is a predicted model, not a curated record. The transcript has a single exon. NCBI's taxonomy places the organism in Eukaryota, Viridiplantae, Streptophyta, Magnoliopsida, Lamiales, Lamiaceae. Bases 176 to 751 code for a protein of 191 amino acids.